UGGCACACCGCAGCAGAAUACAAAAGCGAGCAAUGGCGACAGCCUCUUUAGCUCUCCACCUUUCAACUCUCCCCCUUCUACCAUCUCAAUGUCUUCCAAGCUCUUGAGCAAGGCUGGUCUUAAGCUUUUCGAGCAGCAUCUUAGACAGUAUGAGCCUGUCGAUCCCGUUUAUGAAACGUACGUCGAUGAUAAAGGCAAGACAAAGCGGAGAAGGCGCGAGCUCCCUCCUGGCCUAUCAGCACGCGACGCAAAAAUUCUGCGCAAAGUGAAAAGUCGAGCUCAUCAUCUGGACAAGGGAUUCCGGAUUUGUGGAAUGCGUUUUGGAUGGACGUUCGUCAUUGGGCUUAUCCCUGUUGUUGGAGAUGGUGCCGACGCGUUUCUUAAUUAUAUGUUGGUUGUGCGGAAGGCGAGACAAGCCGAGAUACCGUCAUGGCUCGUCCAUCGUAUGCUAUUCAACAACGCUCUGUCCGCUGGUAUUGGGUUUAUUCCCGUUGUCGGCGACGUUGGUUUAGCAGUGCUCAAGGCGAAUUCCCGGAACGCGUUAUUGCUUGAAGAGUAUCUGCGAAUUCGUGGAGAAGAAUUUUUGAAGUUACAACAGCAGAAUGACGAUGACGGAGAUAAGCCGAGAGAGGACCCGGAGAACGUCAAGCCUGGUGCGGGAAGGGCAAAGGGUGAGAAAGUGACGAAGUGAAUGUGCUAUUUUGCUUCACUUUUAUAUUUUUUCUCUCUUUACCGCCUUUUUUCUCUUCCGUUCAUUACCAGCUUAAUAGACACGGAAUGUCUAUUUCAUACCCCGUACUCGAAUAUACGUCGUAAAUGACUAUUUCAUUCCUACUCUUAACUUGUUUAGUCUAGUAUACAUGAGGUACCUG
Molecule: messenger RNA, 872 nt
Organism: Fomitiporia mediterranea MF3/22
Lineage: Eukaryota; Fungi; Basidiomycota; Agaricomycetes; Hymenochaetales; Hymenochaetaceae
Exons: 3
Coding region: 89-691 (200 amino acids)
Source: RefSeq, a predicted model, not a curated record